AUCAACAUUAGCAUUAGCGUUUAGCUCUUACACAAGGACGUUUAUCUACUUUAAACGACAGACAUGAGCAAACGAACACAUGUACACGUUUAUCUCUCAUAGCGAAGCUAAAAUGUUGUUUCGGUCUGCGGUUCUUUAGUAGUUAACGUGGCUAAUGCUAACCGGCAAGCUGCUACUCCCGUCAGAGAGCAGAAGCUAAAUUCCCUUACAUUUGUCACGUUAUGCCAGACAUUAUUGUAUUUAGAUGAACACACAGCAGAAUGGGGUUUUUUCUUGGUGUUAAAACACAGCAGCUGCUCCGCAGAGUCUUCAGUCCAUCAGCAGCAGUGAGAUGGCGAGCAGCUCAGACCAGACUCUUCUGCAGCCCCUCACCAGAUGAAGAAAAGCCCAGACCGUCCAUGCUGCGGCACCUGACCUCCAAAAUAAAAGCCACAGGUCCGAUUUCAGUGGCUGAGUACAUGAGGGAGGUGCUCACCAACCCCGUGACGGGUUAUUAUGUGAGGAACAACAUGCUGGGACCAGAUGGAGAUUUCAUCACAUCACCAGAAAUCAGUCAGAUAUUUGGAGAGCUGCUCGGUGUGUGGAUCAUCAGCGAGUGGAUGGGAGCAGGUGGACCCAAACAGCUGCAGCUGGUCGAGCUCGGACCUGGAAAAGGAUCAUUGGCCAGUGACAUCCUCAGAGUGUUCAGUCAGUUGCAGUCGGUUCUGGGUCAAGUCUCAGUGUCACUCCACCUGGUCGAGGUGAGUCCGGCUCUCAGUCAGCUUCAGGCCGAGAGUCUGACCAGGAACCACAGCAGGGAGGCAGAGGACGAGCUGGUUUACUGCCGAGGGGAAACUGCAGCCGGCCUGCCCGUGUCCUGGUACCGCCGCUUAGACGACGUCCCCACAGGUUUCAGCAUCUUUCUUGCUCAUGAGUUCUUUGACGCGCUGCCCAUCCACAAAUUUCAGAGGACGGAGAAAGGCUGGAGGGAGGUGAUGGUGGACAUCGACCCCGACAAGCCGGACCAGCUGAGGUUUGUCGUAACGCCGUCUCCUACCCUGGCCUCGUCCACACUCGUCCAGGCAGAUGAAAGGCGGAAUCAUGUGGAGGUGUGUGCAGAGGGCGGGGUCAUCAUCCAGCAGCUGGCCCGGCGGAUCGCAGAGGACGGCGGCGCAGCCCUGAUCGCCGACUACGGCCACAAUGGAACAAAGACGGACACGUUCAGGGGCUUUAAAGGUCACCAGCUCCAUGACGUCCUGGCCUCCCCCGGUUCGGCCGACCUCACCGCUGACGUGGACUUCAGCUACCUGCGGAGGAUGGCUGGAGCGGGCGUGGUCUGUCUGGGACCCGUCACUCAGAGGACGUUCCUGAAGAACAUGGGCAUUGACACACGACUACAGGUUCUGCUGAGGAACUGCAGCGACCCGUCCACCAGGAAGCAGCUGAUCAGCAGCUACGACAUGCUGACCAACCCCGCCAAGAUGGGCGAGCGCUUCCACUUCUUCAGCCUGCUGCACCACAGCCGCCUCGCCAAACCCAAGAAACCAGAGGGGCUGACGCUGGAGAAGAAGAGCCCAGCACCGCUGCCGGUGGCCGGAUUCACCGAGCUCAGCUUCUCCUGAGGGUUUCCCAGACAAUUUCAUCAGCAGUUGUUUCCAGAAAAGUCUGGAAACAACUGGAAACUUUUCUAGUCCAGUGUGGGAGCUGGGACCGACAUUAGAGGAUAUCUGAGAGAGUCCAGCAGCUCCACAUACUGAGAACUGAAGGGUCAUGUUCGUUGGACAGUGUUGUUUUUACAGCUGAUAUUUAAAAAUGUGCAGUAUCGACACGUGUUUACAAUAUUGCAGUACUCACCCGGGCUUUACCUCCAACAUGAUGUGAACUAAAAAUACAGUUUCUCUUGAAGUCGAUUGUAAAGGCAUUUUAAUCUAAAAAAAAAAAAAAAAACAUGCAAGAAAAUAAAAAUUGUGUGUUUUUGACAUUUAUUGUUUAAUUGGUAAUAAACACAUUUACCUAAUGACAUAAAAGAUACUACUUUUAUUUUCAAAAUCCAAGCAAUUUAUCAAAUUCUACAAUUUUGAAGCCUGAUCCUUAAAAUUCAGAGCGCACUGAUACCUGAUAUCAAGCGACUGGACUAAACUGUGACACCACGUUAUGUCAAAGGUCGUCCCGCUGCAGGAGGAUCUUUUUCCUCCCUCGUACGCCGUCGCUCGGACGGCUGCCUCCGUCCACAUCUUGAAGCAGUUAGCUGAGCUCACAGUUGUGCGGCAGCCAUUCACAACGAGCCUGCCACUCCUCCGGUAGCAAUUAAAAUAUUCAGUUACACAUGUGGGGGGUCGCCUCUGCCAAAACAAGCAGCCGCCCUCCAGAGGAGCGGCAGAGCGAGGCG
Molecule: messenger RNA, 2368 nt
Organism: Toxotes jaculatrix (banded archerfish)
Lineage: Eukaryota; Metazoa; Chordata; Actinopteri; Toxotidae
Gene: ndufaf7
Product: NADH:ubiquinone oxidoreductase complex assembly factor 7
Exons: 10
Coding region: 261-1601 (446 amino acids)
Biological process (GO): mitochondrial respiratory chain complex I assembly
Cellular component (GO): mitochondrion
Molecular function (GO): protein-arginine omega-N symmetric methyltransferase activity
Source: RefSeq, a predicted model, not a curated record